AUGCAGACGAAAGCAGUGCGCCAAACCAGAAUUGACCACAAUCUCCAUAUCCACUACAACAACUCAAUACCAAUCAACCACGUCUCCAAACGGAACCCCACACCUGAACACUACAACAAUUGCAGUGUCUUCUACACCUCAAUACCAAACAACCACGUCUCCGCAGCGAACACAACAAAUAAACAGUACACCAGGUACAACGUCUUCUACUACUGUCACUACGGUACAGAUCUCCACUACAACAUCUGA
This is a messenger RNA of Mesocestoides corti, 249 nucleotides long. The record is from the annotation of a GenBank genome assembly. NCBI's taxonomy places the organism in Eukaryota, Metazoa, Platyhelminthes, Cestoda, Cyclophyllidea, Mesocestoididae.